CCCGGCACUCCUGGUGUUUCCGGUACUCCUGGUGUUCCUGGCGUUCCCGGUGUUCCUGGAACUACUGGUGUCCCUGGUGUCCCCGGCACUCCUGGUGUUCCCGGCACUACUGGUGUUCCCGGUGUUCCUGGAACUACUGGUGUCCCUGGUGUCCCCGGCACUCCUGGUGUUUCCGGUACUCCUGGUGUUCCUGGCGUUCCCGGUGUUCCUGGAACUACUGGUGUCCCUGGCGUCCCCGGCACCCCUGGUGUUUCCGGUACCCCGGGUGUUCCUGGCACCUCCGGCGUCCCUGGCACUUCUACUGGCGCUCAGCCAUCUGAGACCGCCUCCUACACUCAACCAGCCCAGUCUCCUAGCACUCAGCAAACCGAGACCGCAACAGAAUCUCAGCCCACCGCAACUGGCUCUCAGCCAUCCGGAACCGGCGCCCAGCCCACGGGAACCGGAUCUCAACCCUCUGGAACUGGUGCUCAACCCUCGGGAACUGGUGCUCAACCCUCGGGAACUGGUGCUCAACCCUCGGGAACUGGUGCUCAAUCCUCGGGAACUGGUGCUCAGCCAUCUGAGACUGGCACUCAACCUUCUGGUACCCAGUCCGCUGGUGGCAGCUGCCCCACUGAUCUCUCCGGCGACUAUGAAUACCCUCACUUGAUCAUCCCCGUCGACUCGUCUUCCCCGGAUAACGCCGCCGGUACCUCGUACAACGGCACCGUUUCGUCCUCCGUCUCCACCAUCUUCAACUUCGACAUCCCCUCGGAGGACUCCGGAAAGACUUGCAGCCUCGUCUUCCUCUUCCCCAAGAAGGAAGACCUCGAGACUUCUUCCUACAGCUUCAGCGGAGACGGCAAGGUCGAUUUCGCCUCCCUCGAGUCGGUUGCCGACGAAUCGACCUCCUACAGCAACGCCCCUGGAGUCAAGGAGGACUUGGGUCAAUUCACCAUCUCGCCCGGCAACUCCUACACCGUUUCCACCUUCGAUUGCCCUGCCGGCGAGGCCGUCAGCUACGAGAUGAAGAACGCCGGCAGCACCGAGCUGGACUUCUUCGAGGACUACAACCCCUCUCCUCUUGGUCUGUACAUCACCGUCUGCUAA
Molecule: messenger RNA, 1092 nt
Organism: Aspergillus affinis
Lineage: Eukaryota; Fungi; Ascomycota; Eurotiomycetes; Eurotiales; Aspergillaceae
Exons: 1
Source: RefSeq, a predicted model, not a curated record